GGUUUCGUUCGUACCAGAAGAGGGAGGGGGGGUGUGUGACGAAUGACGCACUUCCGCUCCCACAAGGCGUUGCGCGGGGCCCGCAGGAGGCGGCGAGGCGACAUGGCGGACUUCCUUAAGGGUCUUCCCGUGUACGACGAGAACAACUUCAGCCGAUACCCCGCGGACUCGGUGUGCAAGGCCUCGAGUCGCAGGCCGCCCGUGUACCUGCCGACGCGCGAGUACCCCUCGGAGCAGGUCAUCAUCACAGAGAAGACGAACAUCCUCCUCCGCUAUCUUAACCAGCGGUUGGACAAGCGGAGCUCGGGCAAGAAGCGCGACCAAGGGCAGAUGGACGCGGAGGGCGAGGGCGCAGCACCGCCGCAGAAGAUGCCGCGGCACGACAGCGAAGACAUGAACGAGGACACUUAAGAAGAGCCGCCUCCCGCGGUGACGCUCGUCCGAUUCGGGGGUGGCUACUCGGUCGGCCGUGCGGCCGGUUUUGUCGGUGGUUCGCUCGCCCCACCCCCUUUGUUCACCGUCACCACCACCCCCCACCUCACCACCACCCCCGGCGAUCUCGCGUGUCCGGGCGGCGGGAGCGGAACCCGCUCCGAGGCUCAGCGGGGCCCACCCCCGCUGUGCUUUGGCCAGAACGAAUGCUCUCGUUCGCUCGUUGCGCCCGCAAGCACACACACACACGCUCGCCGACUCAAAUGCACGUACCCACGAUCGCUCGCCCACUUGCCUCUGCGUUACCCGCGCUGACGUGCGCACCUGUUCAUUCACUCACCCGUGUAUACUUGCAGUCGAAUGGAGAUUCGCCGUCCCACACCACGGACGCUCAAUCGCCCAUUGAACCACUGGUGUGGGGUCUUUGAUUCAUUCACUUGCCCACCAACCCACUCGCCCACUUACACGGGGUCAGUUGUCUCUUAGCAAUGGUAUCCCACUCGCUCCAACGCACCCACUUAACCAUCCCGUUCACUCAGUCACCCACUCACCCGCUUGCCAACAUGAGGGGUGGUUCUUGAUAAUGGUAACCCACUCACCCACCCACUCAUCCACCCACCCACCCGUCCACUCGAAUCACUCACCCACUCGACUCAAUCUUGGGUACAAAUGGAGCACAACUACAAUUGACGAUGGAAUUUUCCUAAAAAGAACACGCUCGCACUCAUCUCACAAACGACCCUUCUAACGACGUUUUGUUAUAUAUACGUGUAUAUUAUUUUUUUGUCGUUUUCGUCUUUUGUACGUCUGCCACCCGUCUGUCCGUACGUCUAUUUACUUUUUGUUUUUAGUUCGGCGCGUAACGCUUCCUGCGGACGUUUGCGUUUUGCGUUGUCUCGGACCUCGUGAUCUUUUUGUCAUCGUCCUCCCCUCCCCCCUCGUGCCCCCCCGUCCCCAAGUCUCCCCCCUCACCGAUGCUCCCAGUGAGCAGCACAGUGUUGCCCACAAGCCCCGUGGACGCGUCACUUUUAAAACGUCACCCGUGAACAUUUUUGCUUCGGCGUGUUUGACUCGGGGUCGGCACGCUGGGCCUGCGUGCGGUCUGUUGGUCACCGGGUUCGUUCUCCCACCGGUGCAAGUUCACGAAACGCCCCUCCUCCCCUGUGCCUCUGUCCAGCCAGCAGUUAUUACUCGAGAUCGCCACAGUUGGUCUGCAGGUCGUGUGCGGUGGGGGUAAAGUGUGGGUUACUCCCACCUCUUGGACGACGCGUGUGUUUGUUCAGCGUGUAAGAAGACCAAGGUGAAAACGACCACUCGAGUGGCUCUUUAGAGCUCAGUCUAGCGGGCGGGGUGGGUGCCCCUUUCCUCUGGCAGUGGUGAAAGAAAAUUACUGUUUCUCGCGCUCGCCACCGAGCAUCAGGGCCACGCGCACGUCUUGGCUGCCUGUCUCUCUGACGAUCACCCGACGUCGGUAGGUGCUGCAGGAGAUGCACUCGGGGUGUCGCAUUGCCUGUCAAGCAAGUUUAAAAGAGUUAAGAGAACGCUAUGGGGGACACCUGCCCCUGACUCGGUCACUCGCUCGCUCCUCUUUCAAACGAGGGGUGGUGGGGGGGGGGGGAGGUUGCUACCCGUAGGAAGUUUCUUUCGCACUAAAGCAGCUGCUGCUAGUAAAUAAAAGUAGGCCCCGUACCUUAACCCUGUCCCCUGCUAGCCCAAUUAAAUUGAUGCCAUUUGGUUUUGUAAUUCUGCCGUGUAAAUUUGCAAAUAGAAGCAUGCAAAUCAGUUUCAUUCCAUUUACUGUAGAUUUUCGCCCCCCCCAUGUGGAGCUGUCAACUAAUGCGCAGCUUGUUCGCCUGGUUUCCAACCACAACCGGAGCGCUUAGUACAGCGGGUUUGCUGUUUUGCAUCCUGUUAAAAUAAUUCUACCCCGAACGGACUGCGCGGCAAAGUAAUUAUUCCUCUUUGGGGUUCAUUUUAUUUAAGUCAUCGUGGGAGUGUCAAGUUGAACGUUCUCCCGCUAUAUUCAAACGGUAACAUUUCAUAAAAAACGACUAGCGGCAUCUCUCGGCGGCACUUGAAACGCAACUGGCAUGAAUGGUCCGACGUGCAGGGGAGGUGAGGGGGGGUCUUGGUUUGUUCUUGCAAUGAUGAUCCCUUUGCUAAUUUUGUGGGAUGUUUACCAAAAGUGAAACACUCCCGUGUGUGCGUGCGCCGAGUCAUUUCACGCGUUGCGUUGAUUAUCACCAAGAUCGCUAAGCCUCCUGCUAUGGGAAACAAAUCCUUGAAGCUAAAACCUGUCACUGCCUCAUCGUCAUGAUGUGGAGACCGGAUAGAAUUGUUUUUUUUUUGCGGAGGAGGAAAUGGGAUUUUUACUGCAACAGCUGGUCACCGUCAAGCUCAUCUUGUGGUUCCUCGUGCUUGUCUGAACACGUUAUAUAUGACGCCGAGAUCAAACGUAUCGAUUAAUUAUUUGUUGGGUGGGGGUAAAGGAUAGGGUGGUGAGAGUGGAUGAGAGUGUGCAAAUGAAAUGUUUUUUUUUUUAUUUGUGGUAUAAGCAGUGUACGGAAGGAUGGAGGGAUGUGUACCCUUCGUUUUGCUUAAGGUAUUUCUGCAGUGCCAAUGGCUCUACCCCGUGAUAACAAAGUUCACUGUGGAUUGACAAUUCACGUGUGACGUGCAUUUGGACCUCUCGAUGUCCGUUUUCCACCGACGCAUCCGAGCCAAGCCAGCCGAGCGUGAAUUGGUUUUUCCCCGCUGGCUGUUUUGCUGUGCCGCAAUCAAAUCACUGCACUGGCCUCGCAAGACAAGGGCCAGGCGUCAGGCUAAUGCGUCAAUUCGACUUAAACACAGGGUCACCGUGUCGCCCCCACGCAUGCCCCGCCUUGCUCGUUGCGUGCACCGUCGACACGGCAUCUCGUGCAGACGCGUUGCAUCGAGUUCCAUAACCUGGACAGCACCAGGGGACUGGUUUGGCAUGGCCCCAGCGCGGCUCGGUUUUUGCAGUAGAAAUUGGAUGUUAACGAGCGGUGACGUCGUUUGUAGGCCCGACAGUAGGGGACGACUCGACGGGCAGCGGCGAUUGCCACGUCUGCGUUUCUUGGGCGAUGUAAAAGUUGGACAUUUGUAUUGACUGGGUGACCGGUAGCGCGCAUUGCUCGUUGUUUUUAUCGUCUUUAAAGUUACAUGCUAAAAAAAAAAGGGCGAGGAAAAUUUUGGUUGCAGAAAAAAUCUCGAUUUUAUAUUCGGACUCGAUACCCUUGAGAACCUUUUGAGGAUUGUUUAAAAUACAAUUUUUUUUUUUAUAUAUACCUGGUCCAAAAUUUGAAGGGUCUUGAAUACAAAUAAUUUGGGUGUUCAGAUUUUUUUAAAAUGUCAUUUGUAUUUAGCACCCUUUAAAAACUCUGCGGGUACAACCGUUCACCGUCAUAGCUUCAAAAACUAAACUUCACAUUUUGACCCAAAAUUUGUUAGCCUGAAAUAAAAAAAAUGUUGGCUUUCGAAUUUUUAUUGGGUUGAGCGCAGACACGACUAUAUUUGUCAAAUGUUCACUUUCAAGCCCUAUGAAACAAUAAAAAUUUACUUGUGCCAGCCAGUCAGGAUUAUCGAUAGAUAUCUAUGAUGUGACAUGUACAAUGGACUACUGCUGUCCUCCCACCGGAUUAUUUGCCGAUUGCUCACUGUCUGUGCUAGAAGGUCGCCUAAUAUUUCGUAUUUAAAUUGUCCGCCGCUAAAUUCCUAGAAAAAGAAUCGUAUUUAACCUCGGUGUUUAUGAAAAAAAAAGAUGUUCUAAUUGGGUUCGCGGCCGAAUGAACAGAGGCACACAAAUUAAAACCAAAGCCAUCCCAGGGGUCUCGAUCCUCUUGGGUUGAGCCACCGCCGGCUGUUUCCUGAAGCUCCAAAGGUGGUGUCUGGCAGCAGAGGAAGAAGAAACUGUAGCCAGUACUCGACCGCACGCGUUUCCCCAACGCAAUUGCCUUCAGACGAUGGUAAACUCAUCACUUCCUCGUGCCCACUUGUGCAUUCUUUUGAGAAUUCAGCUGCUGUAGUUUUUUUUAUAUGUAAAUAAAAGUCUGGCCCAAUUCGAA
Molecule: messenger RNA, 4517 nt
Organism: Lethenteron reissneri (Far Eastern brook lamprey)
Lineage: Eukaryota; Metazoa; Chordata; Hyperoartia; Petromyzontiformes; Petromyzontidae
Gene: DDA1
Product: DET1 and DDB1 associated 1
Biological process (GO): positive regulation of proteasomal ubiquitin-dependent protein catabolic process
Cellular component (GO): Cul4-RING E3 ubiquitin ligase complex
Source: RefSeq, a predicted model, not a curated record